Molecule: messenger RNA, 782 nt
Organism: Prorocentrum cordatum
Lineage: Eukaryota; Dinophyceae; Prorocentrales; Prorocentraceae
Source: the annotation of a GenBank genome assembly
UCUUUUUCUGCAUGUCUCGACGCCAAGGUCCCACUCGCUCCCUCGUUUUCGCGCCUGGAGUCCGCGCUGCAUGCCGCAACACCUCCGUAGAUUUGCAAGAGAGAAGCCGCAUGCCGCGAGACAGCACACGGGGCGCACCUCGCGCAGCCCAUCAAUCGGUGCGCGCCGUGUCUGGCAGCACGACCGGACGUGCCGGGAAGGAGAACCAGGAACUUCAAAUCGAUAAACCGGGUCGGGAGAUGCGCCGAACAUGGCCAAAUCGGCACGGAGUCGGAGCCGCAUCGGAUCGGCUGAUGCCAGAUGCGAAACAGCGCCAUGCCAACAUCAGGCCGCAACGGAUCGUCGGAAUGUGGGAAUCGAAUGGGGCUGGGUCGGCAAGGCCUUGAUGCAGAGUCACCAAGACGUCAUCGCUCGGAGUGUCGCCAAACUCUUUGGCACCAACCGGCGUAACGCCCCCAGCCGGCAAAAGCGGAGAGCGCCGUUCGCGGCGGCACGGUGCUUCUGGCUUCUAUUGUUGCCCCCGGCGGUGUGUCGCGGGGGGGAGGAGGAGCAGGAAGAGGAGGAGGAGGAGGAGGAGGAGGAAGAGGAGAAGGAGGAGGAGGAAGCCGCGGCCGCAGCGCGAGACGCUGAUGGGCUUGAGGCCGCGGCCUGCGGCGCAGCGUCACGGUGAUGCCGUCGGCCGCCUCCGCCCGCUAAGACUUGGCUGUAUUAUUCUGCGUCCUGAUCAUUUUUAUAAGGUGGAGGGCUCAGGGUGAAAUCCAUUUGGCAUUGCAAAAAGGGCC